AUGAAUACUAUUUUAAAUAUUCCACUUACUCGACAAAUCACAUUUGGCUUUUUAAUUACUUUAAUACUCCCAUCUGUUCUUGGUUCUUGCUUUGUAUUCUACCGUAUUACACGAAAUAAACAGAUGUUUAAGCAAUUAAAUAAUCAAUUUAUUUUUUGUCUUUUUAUCGUUUAUUUCAUUCAGACAACAUUGGAUUUACCUUUGACAAUUAUCUUUCUUUAUCGAGGUGUCGUAGCCGUACAAACUCAAACAUUUUGCGCAUAUUGGUAUAUUUUAAUAUCUGUUCUUGAUAUGCUUAUUUAUCAAUUGAACGUUAUUUACUCGUAUUUCACAACAAAUUUCUAUUCAAAUAUAAGAUUAUUUUACAUUACAUACCAUUGGUUCUAA
Messenger RNA from Adineta ricciae, 387 nucleotides. The record is from the annotation of a GenBank genome assembly. NCBI's taxonomy places the organism in Eukaryota, Metazoa, Rotifera, Eurotatoria, Adinetida, Adinetidae.